UUCGCUUCGAAGUAUUAGGCAGUCCACUCUCCGGCCUCCCUGACCCCCCAAUAAAAAUGUGACCCUUUCGGCCUUCUUCAGCUCUCGUCUCGCCUUCGCCCUCUCUUCCUCCGCCGUCGCCGCCUCUCUCUUUCAUCAGGCUUGUCGUCACCAGCGUGCCUGUAGAGCAGCAUCCAUUUCGGUCCGUUGCUUUAGGAUCCGCAAAACCAAGGUCAGGUCACGGCAAAAACUCUGGCUUCCAAUAAAGACUUUAGUUCCGCCACCGCCGACGCCCAAGGAAGCCUGGAGAAGGAGAUGGAAGAUCCGAAACGGAUGGAUCCCCGUGACCCCCUCAAGGACGUGGUGGCGGAUUGCACUCGGCGGUGGUUCCAGGAUGCGCUCAAAGAGGCCAAGGCCGGGGAUGUAGCGAUGCAGAUUAUGGUCGGUCAGAUGUACCAUGUUGGCUAUGGCGUCCCCAUAAAUGAACAAAAGGCACAUGCAUGGAUUACAAAAGCAUCUAAGUAUCGUUCAUCAUCUUGGAAGUUUAGCGGCAAACACCCAGGUUAUGGUGCUAGUGACUCAGACUCCUCCGAUGUGGAGAAUAUUGUGGUGAAAUCAUGAUCAGUGGUUGCUCAGUUUUGAAGAAGGAACAUUAACGUAGGACGGUUCUCACUUUUCUGGAUCACAUAUUGGCAUCUAUGGACAGCUCCAUCCCAUUACCCAUACCUAUUUCUAAACUCCGGUGCUCAAUCAAACUCGAUAUACAUUGAGAUCGAUUGGUUUCUCCUUGAGAAUCCACUAGUUUCUUCUGCAUCAGCUCAUUUUUAUUGCUUAUUUCUUUUCGUUCGCUGAGAACUCUCACACAUGAAUAUUUGAUGGCAUUCGACUAUUCGAGGUUUGGACCGUCGGCGUCGUGCCAUCUUAAUCUGGAAUUUCAGGUAGCUAAUUAAUAGUUUCUGGAUGAUAGGUUUGGCGUCUCUUUCUCAUUUAAUUACAACUGUAGGAAGCAUGGAUGAAAUAUGCACAAUGUUUCAAAUUCCCUCUAUUUAAAUCCUGUGUGACUUCUUGAA
Zingiber officinale is the source of this 1049-nucleotide messenger RNA. RefSeq lists its product as uncharacterized. The transcript is spliced from 4 exons. The record is from RefSeq and is a predicted model, not a curated record. Gene Ontology annotation, molecular function: protein binding. NCBI's taxonomy places the organism in Eukaryota, Viridiplantae, Streptophyta, Magnoliopsida, Zingiberales, Zingiberaceae. Bases 295 to 600 code for a protein of 101 amino acids.